Messenger RNA from Juglans microcarpa x Juglans regia, 806 nucleotides. RefSeq names its product guanine nucleotide-binding protein subunit gamma 2-like. The transcript is spliced from 4 exons. NCBI's taxonomy places the organism in Eukaryota, Viridiplantae, Streptophyta, Magnoliopsida, Fagales, Juglandaceae. Bases 155 to 523 code for a protein of 122 amino acids. The record is from RefSeq and is a predicted model, not a curated record. Gene Ontology annotation, biological process: G protein-coupled receptor signaling pathway.
UUCCAUCAUUCAAUGUACGUUUUUCUUCGACUUGGUCCACUUUCACCUUUAACCAUAUGUGCAACACUUGGUCCCCCAUUCUCUCUCUCUCUCUCUCUACCAUUGGCAUCGACCUUUCCUCUCUUCUCUUCCCAUUGCCGUGAGAAUCUAUCUCAUGGAUGAGCCAGCUCCAGUGAUGAAGGAUGUAAAUGAGGAACAACAGUUACAGCAGCAAUCAUCAUCUCCGGGAGUGCCUCUGCAUCCCCAAGCUAACGCAAAAGCAGACUCUUAUACUGCUUUCUUUGGGAAGCAUAGGAUGGCAGCUGCCAUAUCCAAUCUCCACAACCAAAUCAACAUGAUCCAGGAAGAGCUGGAACAACUCGAGACUUUAGGCAAUUCUUCGAUUGUAUGCAAAGAACUUAUUUCAAGCGUCGACUCCGUCCGCGAUCCGCUGCUUCCGUCGACCGUGGGUCCAGCAGAUGUCAGCUGGGAUCGUUGGUUCCGAGGAGCCCACAACUCCCGAAAUCACAAACGCUGGAUCUAAAGCUAUUACCAGUUCCCUUCUCGAGCAUGCUAAAGUAUCAAAAGCAUUGAAGUAGGCAGGGAAUCGGAGAGAGAGGGAAAGAGGGUGAGUUUUGUCGUUUUUCUUUGCUUUCUAUCCUCACUUUUUCGUUAUUUUGGUGGGUGGGCGGGUUGGUUGAGAUGUCGGGUGCAUUUCCUUUGGCCAUGUUUCUGCUUGUCAAAAUGCUACGAAGCUGGAAACUUCUAUGUCAUAAUUCGGGUAGUUGUCCUCUACUUUUAUGCAAUUUCUGGUAGCUUGCUUUCCA